Aplosporella prunicola CBS 121167 is the source of this 1927-nucleotide messenger RNA. Its product is annotated as GMC oxidoreductase. Gene Ontology annotation, molecular function: oxidoreductase activity, acting on CH-OH group of donors; flavin adenine dinucleotide binding. Gene Ontology annotation, biological process: secondary metabolite biosynthetic process. The record is from RefSeq and is a predicted model, not a curated record. The transcript is spliced from 3 exons. Bases 62 to 1927 code for a protein of 621 amino acids. NCBI's taxonomy places the organism in Eukaryota, Fungi, Ascomycota, Dothideomycetes, Botryosphaeriales, Aplosporellaceae.
CAUCCACUCAAACUUAUCUCAUUACACUCUCACUCACCUCAUUAUCAUCACCCUCACCGAUAUGUUCGCCAGGAUUCUAGCGGCGCCAUUGCUUUGCGCUGCUCUGGUGCAGUCUGCCCCGCUUACCGCGCGCAACGAGCUGUUUGCGCGAAAACUUCUUGGUUCUUCCUUCGGCGUCCCGCAGGAUGCGACAUUCGAUUACGUCGUCGUUGGCGCCGGCAACGCUGGACUGACAGUGGCUGCACGGCUUGCCGAGGACCCUAGCGUGUCUGUUGCAGUCAUCGAAGCUGGCAGCUUCUACGAAAUCGAGAACGGAAACUUGAGCCAGAUCCCCGCUUACGAUACCAAGUGGACUGGUAAAGAUGCUGGUGAUGUGAACCGCGUUGACUGGGGAUUUGUGACGACUCCGCAAGAGGAGCUGUUGGACAAGAAGGUCCACUACGCCCGCGGAAAGACGCUGGGCGGCAGCACAGCGCGAAACUACAUGGCGUACCACCGCGGGACGGAGGGCACGUACAAGAAAUGGGCCGAGCAGGUGGGGGAUUCGAGCUACACCUUCGAGAACUUUGCGCCAUUCUUCGAGAAGAGCUUGAACUUCACUGCACCCAAAGACAGCCGUGCCUCGAAUGCCACGCCCGAGUACGACUCGGAUACACUCGGCAAGGGCGACGGUCCACUGUCGUUGACUUUCUCCAACUACGCGAAUGCCAUGGCCUCGUGGGUGCAGAAGGGGUUUUCUGAGAUAGGCAUUCUGCCUCAGAAGGGCUUUACGAGCGGUCAACUGAACGGAUCUUCCUAUGUUCUCGAGAACAUCGACGCUACUCUACAGACCCGCGAGUCGUCCGAAACUGCCUUCCUUGAGCCCGCUCUGGAUAAGACGUCGCUGAUGGUGUACCAAUCGACAUUGGCCAAGAAGAUUCUCUUCGACUCUGAAAAGAAGGCAAUCGGCGUUCUUGUGGAUUCCGAUGGGCUUCAAUACACCCUGUCCGCCAACAAAGAAGUCAUUGUCUCGGCCGGCGCAUUCCAAUCUCCGCAGCUCUUGAUGGUGUCCGGUGUAGGCCCCAAGGCCACUCUCGACAAGCACAACAUCCCCAUCGUCGCCGACAGGCCUGGCGUCGGGCAAAACAUGUGGGACCACGUGCUGAUGGGCCCAAGCUACCGAGUCAACGUAAUCACGUCGUCGGCGCUUUCGGACCCGGCGUUCCUGGCCGAGGCCGAGCAGCUGUACAACGAGCGACAGGAAGGCAUUCUGACGAACUCGGGCGGCGACUUCCUAGCCUGGGAGAAGAUCCCGGCGCAGAUGCGCGUGGCGUUCGACAACGACACGCUCGGGGCCCUGGCGUCGCAGUUCCCGGCCGACUGGCCCGAGGUCGAGUACCUGAGCAUGAGCGGGCACUUGGGGUACCAGGAGAACUACGCACGCGACGCCCCCAACGACGGGUAUAACUAUGCGACCGUGUCGACGGCGUUGGUUGCGCCGCUCUCGCGCGGUACCGUUGAUAUUGCGUCGGACGACAUGGCUGACGCGCCUGUUAUCGACCCGCGCUGGCUCUCGCAUCCCGCUGAUAGGGCUGUUGUCGUUGCUGGCUACAAGCGCGUGCGCGAGAUGUUUUCCUCCAAGGCCAUGGCGCCCGUCCUGAUCGGCUCAGAGUACUUCCCGGGCGAGGAAGUCAAGUCCGACGACGAGAUCCUCGACAUUAUCCGCAAGACGGUGAGCACCGUGUACCAUGCCGCGUGCACGUGUAAGAUGGGUCGCGAGUCGGAUAAAAACGCCGUGGUGGACACGAAGGCGCGUGUUUUUGGUGUGGAGGGCUUGCGCGUUGUCGACGCGUCGGCCUUCCCGAUUCUCCCUCCCGGCCAUCCUGUUGGCACUAUUUACGCCUUGGCUGAGAAGAUUUCCGACGACAUUUUGAACAAAAAGGAAUAA